AGUAAACUCUCUUCAUCGUUAUAAUGCUCGUGACAGCACCCGCAACAACAACUGGAGCAACCAAAGCGCAUCAAGGUGACUUGUCGUCUGUGUUUGUGCACUUGGGAGCCAAACCGCCAGCGUUGGACCCCCGCUUCAUUAAGCUGAAGCAGGAGAUUGCCCCAUCCGAUCCAAGUGUGCUUCAAGCUGCAUACGAACGCGUGGUGAAGGCACUCAAGAACGAAUCACUCGAGAUCCGCCAGCGUGGACCUAAUGUGAUCCCGGAAAUCCCGUUCCAAUCCAUUGUUGAAAACAACGGCCGACUUCCUGACGACAUUGCUGCGCAAGUCAAGAAGCGCGGUGUGCUUGUGGUCCGUGGCCUCAUUGAUGAGACCACGGCCAAAGCGUACAAGCAGCAGAUCCUGGACUGUAUCGAUGCACAUCGUGACACGAUUGUUGGUUUUCCGGCUGAUAAACCACAGGCUUGGGAACUCUAUUUCACAAAGGCACAGUGUGCUUGCCGAUCGCAUCCUAAUUUCACGACUGCAGCGUUGGCAUUGAAUCAGUUGUGGCAUGCUACUUCAGAGACUGAGGUUGAUCUGGAAAAUAACUUGUGCUAUUGUGAUCGCUUGCGUAUCCGACAGCCCGGGGAUGCAACAUUUGCUUUGUCGGGUCACGUGGAUGGUGGAUCUGUAGAGCGCUGGGAAGACCCUACGUAUCGCAAGUGCUAUCAAAAGAUCUUUGAAGGAGCAUGGGAGGAACAUGAUUCUUUUGAUGUAACGCAUCGUGUCGAUGCCGAGAUGGACAUGUAUAACUCGCCCGGUGGCUGCUCGAUGUAUCGCAUUUUCCAAGGAUGGGUAUCUCUGUCCAGCAUAGGACCUGGUGGAGGCACGCUCAAAGUGUGUCCCUUGGUCAAAGAGCCGAUGGCGUAUAUUUUGAUGAAGCCGCUACUUGAGCCCCAUCUUCAAAAGAGCGACUUGCUUGGAUCUUGGCCAGGUCGAUGCAGCGAUAUCACUCCAGAAAACCAUCCAGAAAUCAUUAACGAUUGCAUGGUUUCUGUGCCUCACGUCAAUUUCGGCGAUGCUGUAUUUUGGCACUGUGAUCAAGUACACGCAGUCGAACCAAAGAACGAAUCCAACUGUGAUUCGUCUGUGCUGUACAUCCCAAGCUCACCGGUGUGUCGUCGCAACUCGGAAUAUCUGAAGCGUCAGCGUGACAUGUUCAUCAAAGGAUGGACACCGCCCGACUUUCCCGCCAACAACUGCGAGGAAAACAUUGAAGGCUUCCGUGCAACGCCCUCGACGCUCGAUGCGAAUCAAAAACUCGGCAUGGGGCUCACACCGCUGCCGAUCCCACCACACGAAGGACACAAAGAGGAGGGAAGUUUGACGCCCGGACAGCGUAAGGCGCGAUUGCAGCAUAAUCAGAUUCUCUCGCCGUUCCCAACACCUUGAAGUCUCUUUAUGAUAGCAAUGUGAUGAAAUGAGCUUAGACAAAACAUAGGAGUAGCUGCUGCGCU
Zychaea mexicana is the source of this 1498-nucleotide messenger RNA. RefSeq names its product DUF1479 domain-containing protein. The record is from RefSeq and is a predicted model, not a curated record. Bases 24 to 1433 code for a protein of 469 amino acids. The transcript is spliced from 4 exons. Lineage: Eukaryota; Fungi; Mucoromycota; Mucoromycetes; Mucorales; Lichtheimiaceae.